Debaryomyces fabryi is the source of this 1002-nucleotide messenger RNA. RefSeq names its product S-methyl-5-thioadenosine phosphorylase (gene MEU1). Gene Ontology annotation, cellular component: cytosol. Gene Ontology annotation, biological process: nucleoside metabolic process. The coding region runs from base 1 to 1002 and encodes 333 amino acids. NCBI's taxonomy places the organism in Eukaryota, Fungi, Ascomycota, Pichiomycetes, Serinales, Debaryomycetaceae. Gene Ontology annotation, molecular function: S-methyl-5-thioadenosine phosphorylase activity. The record is from RefSeq and is a predicted model, not a curated record. The transcript has a single exon.
AUGUCAGUACAUAGAGAAGAAAUCAACUUAUCGCAGUUACCUCAUGAAUUUAACGAACCGGUCCAACUCGCUAUCAUCGGUGGUACCGGAUUAUACGACUUGCCAAACUUGAAGCCGGUAGCAAGAUUGACAAUUUCUACACCAUGGGGAUAUCCUUCGUCGCCAAUUACCAUUUCUGUGACUGAAAGUGGGUUUCCAGUUGCGUUUUUAGCUAGACAUGGACAGAAGCACGAUUUAUUGCCUACUGACGUGCCAUCCAGAGCUAACAUGGCUGCUUUGAAGAAGAUUGGAGUCAAGGCUAUCGUUGCUUUCUCUGCUGUUGGAUCUUUGCAACCAGAAAUUAAGCCAAGAGAUUUUGUUAUUCCUACGCAGGUGAUCGACAGAACCAAGGGGAUCAGACCAUCGACAUUUUUCGAGAAGGGGUUCGUGGCCCACGCUAUGUUUGGGGAACCAUUUGAUCUCAAGUUGAAUAAGCUCAUCACUGACAGCUUUGAAACUAAUGGUUUCUUGGACCAACAUGACGGUAAGGACAUCCCAACCUUCCACAGUAAGGCCAAAACCAACAAGGGUGAAGAUUUGACAUUGAUCUGUAUGGAAGGUCCACAAUUCAGUACUAGAGCUGAAUCGAAGUUGUACAGAUCGUGGGGUGGCUCUGUCAUCAACAUGUCUUGUUUGCCAGAGGCAAAGUUGGCAAGAGAGGCCGAAAUUGCCUACCAAAUGAUUUGUAUGUCCACUGAUUACGAUUCAUGGAAUGAAGACGAAGAACCUGUCACUGUGGAGACAGUAGUGGGUAACUUGAAGGCCAACUCGGCUAAUGCGUGCAAAAUGGCCACCAAAUUGGUUGAUGUUAUCGCCAAGGAGUUUACAGAGGGCUCCUUGGGACUUGGUGACGACCUCCAGGGAUCAAUGAAGUAUUCAGUCAGUACUAGUCCUCAAGGUGUCAAGAAGGAAGUUUUAGAAAAGAUGCAUUUCUUGUUCCCUGGUUACUGGCCCGUACACUAA